AUGUUGCGUUUUGUCAUCAAACCAGGGGUACUUCGCUCUCAGUCGAGAAUUUACCAAGGGGGUGGGCUGGGCUUUCAGCGUUUCUUCACCUCCAGUGAUGAAUGCAACGAUCACGACCACAACCACGAUGCCCAAGAAGCUCCCAAGAUACCUGAACAAAUUGUUCAAAUUGAUAAGAGAGUUUUCAAACUCGAGGCACUUCAUCAGCAUGUUGUAGCAAGUAAGCUCAACGAACUUGCAACAAGCAUCAAGACUUCGGAGAAUAAAAUCGAUACUUCCAUCAAGGACAUGGGGACAAAAAUCGAAACUUCCAUCAAGGAAUUGGGUAGCGCCAUAGCAGAGAACAGAAAGAAAUCGAUGACUUGGAUUAGGUGGCUUGUGGGCUUCUUCGGCGGAACAGUUGUUCUCAAAGUUCUUUAUUAUGAUGUCAAGGUUCAAAGCGACCUGCAAUUGUCCCUCAACAAAACUCUCAUCGAAUCUGGACAGCAGAUAAAGAGCGAUAUCCUUAAUUCAGUGGAGGAAAGGCUCGAAACUAAGCCAGCUCAUAACAAUAUCAGUGCUGUGGGCAUCGAGAACCUGCCCAGCAGUGAAGUUUGA
Molecule: messenger RNA, 597 nt
Organism: Morchella sextelata
Lineage: Eukaryota; Fungi; Ascomycota; Pezizomycetes; Pezizales; Morchellaceae
Exons: 3
Coding region: 1-597 (198 amino acids)
Source: RefSeq, a predicted model, not a curated record